AUGAAGACGAACAAUAUGUAUGAUGAUCAGAAGAGAAUUUGCGACGAGCGCGAUCACCUGUUCGUUGUGCUUGACCACGCGCAGCGCGCCGCCUCCGUGCAGCUGCUCAUCGAGAUUUGCGACUCGGAGAAGAACACGAAUGUCGGCUGCAUCGAGCGGUUCGAAUCUGUUCGCCAUCUCGCCUUCAACUACAUCCACAGCAUCUUCAUCCGCGACAUGCAGGUGCUGAAGCUCGUGCUUUUUGAGACCUUCCCGCUCCAUAUGAUCCGCCCGAUCGUCGACGGCGUCCCGUCGAUGCACGUCGCCCAGGGCUUGAUACAGGAAAUGCUCUCGUUCCCCGACAACAAGCGCCGCAUAUUCACGGCGAUCCUGAUUGUCGAGAUAUUUAAAAAGUACCGCGUGGAGAUGACGUUCCCGUUCGUGCAGUCGAUGCUGAACGCGCUGUGCACGUUGCUGCGAUACGGGGGCCGGGAUCAGGUGCUGCGCCUCUUCAACGGCAUCAUCGAGGAGCUCGGCGAGUUGGCCAUGACGUACCCCGACCUGAAGCUGUCCAUCAUCCGGAUGUUUGGCCAGGUAUGCGCAAUCGCCGAGUCUCGCCUGUGCCUCUACUCGACGCACAUCAUCUCCGGCAAGGCGCUGGAGCGACGGCUGAUUCGACGAAUUGACGACCAGAUCCGUGUUCUCAACGAGCAAGUGCCCUUUGUGUUG
Molecule: messenger RNA, 708 nt
Organism: Mesorhabditis spiculigera
Lineage: Eukaryota; Metazoa; Nematoda; Chromadorea; Rhabditida; Rhabditidae
Source: the annotation of a GenBank genome assembly